AAUUUACAUCCCCUGAGAGGCUUUGUAGCCUUUUUACACGUCCUAUCUCUUGGGAUUUACCUUUUCUGCCUCCAAUGCAGAAGCUAUCCUGUUAAAUGUGGCUAUAAAAACACAACAGCCCUUCUUUAGUCUGCAAUUAAGAUAUAUGGCCAAUUCAUGUCUCUGCUAGACCAGAUCCUUUUAAAAGAAUAUUGCUUUUAGAAAUAAGCACAGUUAUCUCAAAGAUGGAAAAUAUAUCUGCCGGUAAUUUUGUUCUGUUAGGUCUCAGAGAGAUGGAAAAUCUAAAAUACGUAUAUUCUGGGAUUUCUCUUGGACUUUACUUUAUGAUUAUGAUUAUAAGUUCAAUGAUUGUCUACAUAACCCUGGAAGAGAAAACCCUACAUGAGCCCAUGUACAUCUUCAUAUGUAACUUGAUCCUCAAUGUUAUGGUUGGAGGCUCGUCUUUUCUUCCCAAGUUGGCCAUUGACUUGUUGUCUGGUUGCUCGACCACCUCAUUUUUAGGAUGUCUCACACAGGCAUUUUGCAUCCAAAGCUUUGCAUCCGUUGAAGUGUUUACUUUCACUAUCAUGGCAUACGACCGAUAUUUGGCUGUCAGUCACCCCUUGAGAUACCACAAUUUGAUGACCAAUCGAAGGGCAUUAAUGUCCACAUUAGUAAUUUGGCUUGUGGCCUUCAUGAGUAGAAUUGUAGGGUUUGUAUUAGUUGUGCGAAUAACCCUGUGUGGGAAAACCAUCAACAACGUCUACUGUGAGAUCAUGUCUCUUCUUCGCUUGGCUUGUGGAAGCACUCUGGCCAAUGAUAUCUAUGGGACUACAUAUACAUUACUCAUGGUCAUUAUCUCUUUAUCAGUUGUGAUAUAUUGCUACAUAAGGACCUUUCUCAUCUGUUUCAAGAUCUCAACAGGUGCAAAUCAGAAAGCCAUCCACACUCUGGUCACUCACAUAAUGGCGUUGUCCACCUUUAUGGCGGCUACCUUGUUUGUUGCCUUCAGGUACAGGGUAAAUGGUGGUUCUCUAUCCACUACCACACAUGUGGUGAUACCUGUAACUGGUUUGACUGUCUCUGUCACUCUAAACCCGCUGAUAUAUGGGAUAAGGACUGAGGUCCUAAGAAUAAAAAUCCUUCAUAGGCUUCAAAAAAUUAAUAACUUCAUGCACUUGGAAAAUUCUAAAUGA
Rana temporaria (common frog) is the source of this 1175-nucleotide messenger RNA. Its product is annotated as putative gustatory receptor clone PTE03. The transcript has a single exon. The record is from RefSeq and is a predicted model, not a curated record. Gene Ontology annotation, cellular component: membrane. Gene Ontology annotation, molecular function: olfactory receptor activity; G protein-coupled receptor activity. Bases 225 to 1175 code for a protein of 316 amino acids. Gene Ontology annotation, biological process: G protein-coupled receptor signaling pathway. Lineage: Eukaryota; Metazoa; Chordata; Amphibia; Anura; Ranidae.